ACUAUCCUUUUAAUUACUCAUCACUACAUUCCAAUCACUCUCUCCGCAAAUGGCCACCAUAAAUUCCGGCAACAAAACCACCAGAUCACACUCUCACCACCACACCUCCUUCACCCGAGUUCACCACUUCGCCGCCCUAGCACUCGUCGCCGCCACCUUCUUCCUCACCAGACUCUUCGACCACUCUAUUUCCCCCUGCUCCGAUGCCAAUCUCUACACCACCCCCGACGACACCGUUCGAUCCCGAGGCUAUGCUAAUUUAAAGAUCUAUGUGUACGACAAGGACGAGAUCGACGGCUUGCAGCUGCUCCUGUCCGGACGCGAUGGGAAGAUUUCUGCCGACGCUUGCGUUAAAGGCCAAUGGGGCACUCAGGUUAAAAUACAUAGGUUGCUGUUGCAGUCAACAUAUCGGACUAGAAAGAAAGAGGAAGCAGAUUUGUUCUUUGUUCCAUCUUAUGUUAAAUGUGUUCGAAUGAUGGGUGGGCUGAAUGACAAAGAGAUCAACCAAACUUAUGUCAAGGUUUUAAGUCAAAUGCCAUAUUUCAGGUUAUCUGGUGGCCGCAACCAUAUUUUUGUAUUCCCAAGCGGUGCUGGAGCUCACUUGUUCAAGUCUUGGGCUACAUAUAUAAAUCGUUCCAUAAUUCUGACUCCGGAGGGUGACCGGACUGAUAAGCGAGCCAUUAGUGCCUUCAAUACAUGGAAAGAUAUUAUCAUACCCGGUAAUAUUGAUGAUGGGAUGACAAUUAAUAAUCCAAGGCUUGUUGAUCCUUUGCCUUUAUCAAAGAGAAAAUAUUUGGCAAAUUACUUAGGUCGAGCACAAGGAAAGAUUGGUCGUCUUCGAUUGAUAGAACUUGCAAAGGAAUAUCCUGAUAAGUUGGAAUCUCCAGUGUUGAAAUUCAGUGGCCCAGAAAAACUUGGGAAGAGGGAUUACUUUCUACAUCUGCUAAAUGCAAAAUUCUGCCUUGCUCCACGUGGAGAGUCAUCGUGGACACUUCGCUUCUACGAGUCAUUCUUUGUGGAGUGUGUCCCGGUUAUCCUAUCGGAUCAGGUAGAGCUACCUUUCCAGGAUGUAGUCGACUACUCCCAGAUAUCAAUCAAAUGGCCAUCCACUCGGACAGGGAAAGAACUUUUGGAUUACUUGGAAUCGAUUUCAGAUAAUGAGAUAGAAGAAAUGAUCGCCCGAGGGCGGAGAGUGAGGUGCUUAUGGGUGUAUGCUACAGAAUCGAAAUCAUGCUCGGCUUUCAGUGGAAUUCUUGGGGAGCUUCAGAAGAAAGUGAGGCAAUUCCAUCAGUCAGUAGAGACGUUUUGGCUGCAUAAUGGAAGUUUAGUGAGUAGAGAUUUGGUGGAGUUCAGCAAAUGGAAACCACCCAUGCCAUUGCCUUAAUUUUAUGGUAAAUAUCCUUUUUUUGUUUUUCUCUAGGGUUCGUUACACUUUCUUCACAUCCAUAUUCACCUUCGCCAGGAAAAGAAAAAAACAACAAAGCCUAGAAGUAUUUGUUUUAAUAGAUUUUUAUAGUAGUUCUAUUUUUUUUUAUGUUUAUGCAAGUCCUAACAUUUGUGUACUCCAUGUCCAGAAAUCAUUUCUUUUCAUCUAUCCCACAAAAUUAACUUUUAUAGCCUA
Salvia splendens (bonfire salvia) is the source of this 1621-nucleotide messenger RNA. Its product is annotated as probable glucuronosyltransferase Os01g0926700. Gene Ontology annotation, molecular function: glycosyltransferase activity. The transcript has 8 exons. The record is from RefSeq and is a predicted model, not a curated record. NCBI's taxonomy places the organism in Eukaryota, Viridiplantae, Streptophyta, Magnoliopsida, Lamiales, Lamiaceae. Bases 50 to 1384 code for a protein of 444 amino acids.